AUGGACUCGGACCUCUUUGAUAACGUCAAUCCGGUGCACAUGUCUGCCGAAUCGUCCAGCAACGAUGAUUUUCUGCAGGGCGCACAAGGAUCGCCGUUCCGGCCGUUCAUGGAAAACAUCUAUCCUGGCGACGGCAUGAACCAGGACGACACAAUGUCGGGGGCCAUGCCUCCCUCGACGGCGACAGCCACCCAGCAGCCCACCAUGUCUGGCGCGCUUCCAGACGACGCAUCACAGGCGCCAGCGCAAGACAAGGAUGUCGCGCGCGACCUGUCGCCAAGCAUCGCGAUGCCAUCUGCGCCCGCGCCUGCGUCCGAGCCAGUGCGCGAGACCAUUGCGACGACGGACGAUACUCCCUCAAUUGAUACUACGCACGCGCCACCGUCGCCGGCGGGACACGCGACCGCCAACAGCACCACUACUGUCGAAGACGACUCGCCCUUCGACGAGGCUGCCCCCACGGCGGUGGCGGGAGGGCGAGAAGCGUCUAUCAACCUGGGCGACGACCAGUCCUGCGUGCGUACACAAGAAUCCACGGAGAUUACUGAGACCGAAAUCAACGGGCAAUCCGUCGUCGUCGAGUCCCACACAGAGGUCAUUGAGGAGACCCACAAAGAGGAGAAGACGGCGAGCGCGCCGCCUGAGCCGAUGUCUAUCGAAAAGCACGUGGAAACGGUCGUUGAGACACCAGUUCCCGCGGCGGACAUUGACCCUGAGACGCGCGGGGCUUUGAGGAUGGACACGGUCUGGGACGUUGCCGGAUCGCCACCAGCUGACACUAUUGAACUGGAGAUUCCGGAGCCCCCAUCACCAGACUCGGGAUCCGAUGCUCCGAUUCCGGCCGGGACACCUCAACAGCAGCACCAAGAGCCGAUCCUUGGCUCCAUGUCCGUCCCGCCCAAGAGAGGAGCUGCAGGUACCUCUACGGACUCCGGCGCCAAGCGACGUCGUCGCACGGCUGCUGAUAUGCUCGCCGAUGCUAGUAGUGCGUUUGUUUCAUCAGACUACAGCGACCGAAAGAAGCGCUCGGCGCCCAUCCAGUCAAGCAAUGCCAUGACUGCGACACCUGUCGAGACACCCGGUCGCAAGACCAAACCAGCUGCUGUACCGCGUGUGGCUACACUCAAGACGCCAAAGGCCAAGCCCACCGCUCGGAAGAGCAUGGCUGCAGGCAAAACGGCAUCACCAGCAGUCAAAGUCCGCACACCGCACUCUGCCCCUGGCAAAGUAGCUACAAAACUUCCCAAGAGCGCUGGAAAGACCCCCGUCAGUGCGAAGCGGCCGGUUCCUACCAUCACAGACGAGACGCCGAAGCGAAGGGGCAGACCCCCCAAGGCCCCCGACAGCGCCACAGCCGCACGCACGCCUGUCAAGACACCCGCAAAGGUUUCCCUGAAAGCCCCUGCCACAGAGCCUGCGCGCAGGGGGCGGCCAAUCAGUGCUGGCAAGCGCACGUCUCCUCUUAAGAAGCGACACUCCCUCUCUGCCCGCCUGUCCGCGCCCAAGGUUACCAAAGCCGACGCAAAGUCUACCCCUAAAGCCAAGGGGGCGACUACGCCCAAGAGCGGUGCGAAGGCCGAGGCCGUGCCCGCAGAGCCACCCAAACGUCGUGGUCGUCCCCCAAAGACUGCCCCCGACUCGGCCGACGUUGCGAAGAAAGCAUCUAGUGCAAAGUCGGAAGAGACGGCAUCCAAGCCAGCUCGCGGCCGGAAAGCAAAGGUCGAAACCGAAGCAGUGAAGCCGACUCGGGGCAAAGCGCCUGCGCCUGCCCCUAAACCCACACGAGGUCGGGCUGCCAAGGGAGCAGAGCCCGCCACGCCAGCACCAGCAGCAAAGCGACCCGGGAGGUCGGCAAAGGCCGAGGCAAAGGCCUCCAUGGCUGCUAUGACUACUACUGCGGCUAAAAAACCUAGGGCUGCCCCCAAGGCCAGCGAGACUGUGGCAGAUGCCCCCAAGAGAAGAGGCAGGCCACCCAAGGCCACUACCGCCGCGGCUGUGGCGCCCCCGGCGUCCAAGAAACGUGGACGCAGCACUGACGCCAAGGAAGACGUUGUCGAACCCGAGCCGAAAAAGCAAAAGACAACGCGCCAGACCAAGGCGUCUUCCGCGUCCAAACCCGCGCCUGAGCCCAAGCCUGAGCCAGUCAAGAAGAACAAGGGAGGUCGUCCGCCCAAGAAGACGCCCUCGACUGCGACCAAGCGCGAACCUGCUACUCAAAAGACCCAGGCACAAGACCCGGUCAAGCCAGGUCGCGGUCGCCCAAAGCAGACCCAGCCUGCAGCGCCCGAGCCCGCCGAGCCUACCCGUGGCCGAGGCCGUGCGGGCAUGGGGGAUGUGGCGCCGGUCAACGAGAAGCCGGCGGCCAAGGCUGCGAAGAACAGUGUGGCUUCUGGAAGAGUGACAAAGUCAAAGCCUGCGCCCAAGGGUGCUGCCGCUACUCGGAGUCUAAGGAGCAGGGCAUGA
Messenger RNA from Emericellopsis cladophorae, 2463 nucleotides. Its product is annotated as mucin-5B. Gene Ontology annotation, molecular function: DNA binding. Bases 1 to 2463 code for a protein of 820 amino acids. The transcript has a single exon. Lineage: Eukaryota; Fungi; Ascomycota; Sordariomycetes; Hypocreales; Bionectriaceae. The record is from RefSeq and is a predicted model, not a curated record.